GUCGGAGUGAGAGCGCAGCGCGGGGCGAUUCUGCUGGGCUGGCAGUGCGAGACACUAGCCCUCCCCCGCUUUCGCUCGUGGCUUUUGCCAAUCUCUCUGCACCAUACACACUCAUCGCGCCACCUCUAACAACCAGAGAAGAGCUGUCAGCUGCAUUCCGCAAGCCGUAGAAACUUACCUGUCAUUUAUUUUGUUUUAUUUUUUUUUAUUUGGACGCCGGCUUUGCGUGAAGCAUGUGGGAAGAAGACUGGCAGUUGAAGACGGACGCAUAACUGCUCCGGUCGUGUGAGGGGCGGUGGGAGGGAAGGUUAGGAAUUAUUCUGACAAAGAAUUAGCGUGUGCAACAGCUAUUACACAAUAUACAGCUGGUGUUUUAACAAAGAAGAUUAUUCACACAAGGGUAUCCCUUGUGCGUCGCAUGUGACUGGUUUCUUCAUCAACAAUGCAUCUCCUGCAUAAUAUUGUUGCUGGCGAGGUCCGACGAUGACUGAGCACCCAGACUCAAUCAACCCGGACCUGUGAAGAACACAGCUUCCGAUGGUGACAGAAAUUAUGGAACCUUUGGACAUCAAUCGAAGGAAACUUGUCUGAAGAGGACUGUGGCCUAUGGGACUCUCGAUGAUGCUUCCGCUGAGGGUGGCUCCGGCGCAGCUCACCCUCACCCUCCUGCUGCUGCUGUUCCUGGCAUUGUCAGCGCCGCCUGUCCAGGGCAGCGCGCGAGGUGGAGGAGAGCAACCGCGUUACGAUACGGUUUACGCCUGUGAGGGUAAGGUGCUCGCCAUCCGCUGCACCGACGGGAACCUCAUCCAUCUGAUCCGCGCCAACUACGGCCGCUUCUCCAUCACCAUCUGCAACGAACACGGGAAUACAGAGUGGAGCGUUAACUGCAUGUCGCCUAAGUCGCUACGCGUGCUGCACAACAGAUGUAGCCAGCAGCAGAACUGCAGUAUUGUUGCUGCUACAAGUAUGUUCGGGGAUCCUUGCCCGGGCACUCUAAAAUACUUAGAGGCCCACUACCAGUGCAUGCCAGCGACGACGACGACGGACCGGCCGAGCCCGCCCUGGCUGACUACGUCGCAGCCGUCGCCCUGGAGCACGGUGCGCGUGGAGGCGCCGCUGCCGCCGCCGCCGCCCCCGCCGGCCGCCCCCGCGGACACGGCGCUCGUCCCCGGCACUCUGCCGGCCCUGCCGCCGCCCCCCGUCACGCAGUCGCCGCCCCCGCCGCCGCCCCCGCCGGUGCCGCAGACGCCGCCGCCUCCGCCGCCCCCGCAGCCACAGGACACGGCGACUGUGGUUCCUCCCAGCACGACUACAGGUCGCGCCGGCUCGGCCGCAGCAGCUGCGGCGGCGGCGGCGGCUGCCGCGGCGGCGGCGGCGGCGGCGCUGCCGUCGCACUUCCCCCCGGAGGAGCUGUCGCGGCUGUGCCCCGCGGUGACGGCGCGCAACCUCUUCUGGAACUGGACGUGGGCGGGAGACGUGGCCGAGCAGCCCUGCCCCGGCGGAUCGACGGGCCGGGCGCGCUGGCAGUGCCGCAGGCGCGACGACGGGCCGCCGCUGUGGGCGCCCGACGCGCCCGACCUGUCCGACUGCCACACGCUCUGGUUCACCAACCUCGAGACGCGCAUGACGCACGGGGACUCCAUCACCACCAUCGGCAACGAGCUGGCACAGGUAACAGAGAGUGUGCCCCUCUAUGGGGGAGACAUGCUGGCUGCUGCUGAAAUUACACGGAAACUGGCCGGAAAGAUGUCUUCCGACAUCUCGACUUUCCCUGACCCUCGACAGCGUGAGGCCAUUGUCACAGAACUUUUGUACAGUGUCAUCCGCACGGGCAGCAACUUGUUGGAAUGUUCUCAUCAUCAGAGCUGGAAAGACCUAACAUACAAGCAGCAACUCCAGGUUGCAACUGAAAUGCUAAUGGGCCUUGAAGAAAAUGCAUUCUUGCUAGCUGAGACUGUGCGCCGUGAGAAGAGGGUUGUGCAGACUGUCAAGAACAUAUUGCUGAGUGUAAGAGUAAUUCCACUUGCCCAAGUCAGUGAAGUGGAGGUGUUUCCUCUGGCAGAAACUCACGUUCCAUGGCCAAUAUCACAGAACUGGGUGGAACUUCCAAGAAUGUCUGUUCUGGAAAACAGUGAUGGAGGAUUUGUACGCAUAGUAUUUGCAACUUUCGAUCGAUUAGAUGAGGUCCUGCAGCCAAGGAAUCGGUCUCAAAGAAUCAAUUCUAAAAUUAUCGCAGCUUCUCUUGGGAAAGGAAAGCACAUACAAUUAUCAAAACCUGUGAAAAUAAUUCUACAGCAUAUUGAUACAAGCAGCAACUUCACAAAUCCUUCAUGUGUUUUCUGGGAUUAUGUAAAUGGGGCAUGGUCUGAUGAAGGCUGUCAAGUUGAAAAGACUAAUGCAACUCAUACCCUGUGUGUAUGUGACCAUUUAACCAACUUUGCCAUAUUGAUGGAUGUGCGUUCUGUAAAAAUUGAGGCCGCGCAUGAGUUUGUGUUAUCAUUCAUAACUUAUGUGGGCUGUAUCAUCUCUGUUGUGUGCCUGGCCCUGGCAUUUCUCACCUUUCAAAUUUUCCGUGGACUCAAGUCGGAUCGUACAACAAUCCACAAGAAUUUAUGCAUCUGUCUUUUAAUUGCGGAAGUAGUAUUUCUGUUUGGCAUUGGCCAAACGCAGCAUAGAGUAAUUUGUGGUGCUGUCGCAGGGCUUCUGCAUUUUUUCUUCCUCUGUGCAUUUGCAUGGAUGUUCCUUGAAGGGUUUCAGCUUUAUGUGAUGCUGAUUGAAGUAUUUGAAGCUGAAAAAUCACGCAUUCGGUGGUAUUACACAUUCGCCUAUGGAGCACCUCUGAUAAUUGUAGCUGUGUCUUGCAGUGUUGACCACCUGAGUUAUGGAACUGAAAAAUACUGCUGGCUUCGUGCAGAUAAUUUCUUCAUAUUCAGCUUUGUUGGACCUGUUAUAGCUGUGAUACUUGCAAAUCUAGUCUUCUUGAGUAUGGCAAUAUACAUGAUGUGUCGUCAUGCAAGUGCGUCAGCAUCGAUGAAGAGCAAAGAACACUCGAGGCUUGCCAGUGCCAAUGGGAAGGAGGAGAAUGCUCUCCAGAACAAAUUGCAAUCACACCUGUCAUGGCUGAGGGGAGCUAUUGUCCUUGUCUUCUUGCUUGGACUUACCUGGACCUUUGGAUUACUCUACUUGAAUGAAGAGUCACUUGCAAUGGCAUAUAUAUUCACAACACUGAACAGUUUUCAAGGAAUGUUUAUCUUCAUUUUUCACUGCAUUCAGAAUGACAAGGUGCGAAAGGAAUACAGGAAGCUUGUGCGGAGGUACCCGUGGCUGCAGUGUAGGAAGAAGAGCAGCAGGAGUGGAGCAGCCAAGGAGCAUGGAGGACGCGGCAUGGCUUCCGGAUCGGGCUCGGGAUCUGGUUCGGGUUAUGCUGCCAACAAUCCCAACUCUCACUCAACGGACAGUUCGGCCCUGUCACCGCACGGCACUAGCGUGGGUACCUCGACUUCGGCGCGGGCGCUCGCUCGGGCGCGGCCCCACCACAGCCCCGGCGCCCCCGUCCCUGCGACCCGGCACGCUCAAGAACAUUUCGUUUAAAUCGUACAGCCGUGAUUCUGGACAUGGUGGCUCUGAACAAGAGGACUCUGGGACAAGUGCUAACCCGAGUACGCUACGUCUGCAACCGGCUGUGCGGGACAGGGAAGCCCGUACUGCUGGGAAUGUCGGUGGAGCACCACGUUCUCCUAGUCCCUGGAACCACACUUACACUGAAAUCCGUGAUGCCGAUCCCGUCUACGAGGAGGUCGGGCGACGAGCAGGUGUCGUGCCUGUGCACGGAGGUGCAGGAAGUAGUUCACGGCGGCGUGGUGGAGGUGCGGGUACAACUGCUGGGACACUGAGGGGUGGUAGUGUCGGUGGCCUGGACCACAGGCCACUAAUCUCGGGUGGCGAUCGUGACACGACUACACCACGUGCACGCAAUGCUCGCACAGUUGCUGUACUCGACGGUGAGACAGUCGUUUGCCAUCUGGAACCUGAACGUUACGAUUCAUGUGAUUACGAUCCACGUGACUACGAAGCUAAUAGUUACGAUUACGGCAUCGGUGGCUACGACCCUCGCGACUACGACACUCGUGACUAUGGAAUUCAUGGGUACGAUCCACACGAUUGUGAAGAGCAGCAUCAGCAGACACAGCCACAACUACAGUCACAGCCCCAGUCCCAGUCCCAGACCCAGACCCAGUCACAGUCACAGUCACAUCCACACUCACACUCACACUCACAGUCAGAUUCACAGUCAGAUUCACAGCCACAGCCACAUUCACAUCCACAUGGACAUGGACAUGCACAUGGACAUGGACAUGGACAUGCACAUGCGCAGUCUCAGUCUCAGCCACAGUCACAACCACAGUCACAGUCACAGCCACAAUCUCAGCCACAGCAACAGCCUCACCAUCACCACCACCACCAUCGCCGGCGGCAUCACCACCGUGAGCACCGCGAACAUCGUGAACACCGGUAUCCUUAUGGGUCUCCGGCAGUCACAGCCUACAGUGAAUGUUAGGCAACUACUUUCUGUGGAAUGAAUCUCGAUAUUGUGAUGAGAAAUAAUUGGUUGAAUCCCUGCCACUGUAUGCUGAAACUAGGAAUAAGUAGGUUGUGCUUGAUACUGUCUGAAAACGUGUAAUAAUAUGCAUUAUCUUUCAUUGUAUGGCCAUCCCUUGCUCUUCCUGCUCAGUGAACUGUAGAAGUUUUGGGUACUUUCGAUGUGAUUUGGUGUUGGUCACCUAAAAAUGAAGUGUAAUAAUUUCACAAUUAGUGUACUCCAAAGUUUUAAAUGUGAAAUCCUUUAGGAGAGAUCCACAAUAAGAAUGGUGACUAAAGAUGUAAUAUAAGAGACAUCUGUGAUCGAACAACGCAGAUGGACACACAUUCCUUUAUGUCGAUGUUGAUGUUGAUGGAAGCCUCUCCUACUCACUGAUCACGCAUUUCUUCCGUUACCUGAUGCCACUCCCUUCCCCCUAGCUGACAAAUAGAAAAUGAUGGCUUAUCUGAUCUACCCCUCCUUAGUUGUAGAAUCGUAUAUUUUCCCCUGGUUUUAUCGUGCUGUGUGUUCUCUUUGUGUAACUGCAUAAGUUAACAUGGAUGUCAAAUUAUGCAAAUUUGUGUAAAACUACUGAUUGUCAGUCAAUGUUACAUUAUAUAAAAUUUAUAUGUUCAGAGCAGAGUUGUAAACUGGAUGUUAUAUUAUAUAAGAUAUGUAUCCACAUUAAAUGCAUAUGAAUUGAACUAAAGGAGACCACUGGUAGUCAGUUUCAGAAACUGAGUGAAACACAGGUUCUGCAAGAGCUGACUGCCGUGAAUUCCUUGGUUUGGUCUAUAUUUGUUGUAUGUUGUAGUGAAAUAUGUGACAAUUAUCUUCUGUGUGUACCAAACUCCCACAAAAAGUGUAAUAUCAGUACCCUUCCUCCUGACUUACUGUGCAUCGGAAUACUGUAAAUUUUUGUGUCAUUUCCCUACCCCUUGCGAUUCCCAUAAGAUGUAACCGAAGUAAUGUUUUCUGAGAAUGGAAUGUAUCUAUAUAUGUAUGUAAUGUAAAUAAAUGUCAGAUAAGUCACCUGGAAAGAUAAAUUACUGUGUUUAGUUGAGAAUGAUUUCUGGACUCGGCCAGGUUGUAUUUGUCUGAAAGACUGUUAACAGUUAUGUAACGGACAAUUUGAGAUUGCACAACUGUUUGAAAUAAAUUAUUUAAGAGUUUGUAUGUUGUAUUUUUUUAUUUAUACAUGAAGUCCUUGUAGAAAUGAAAUGUGAUGUAAAUCACAGUCUGAGAUUUGUAUUAUGUAACUGAAAUGUAGGGAAAACUGACUGAAAUACCCUUUGUUACUUUUUGGUGUAAUUCAAUUUACUCAGUUGCCAAUGAGCAUUGAAAGAAUGAGAAAUUUGCAGGUCGUAUGGGGAAGGCAAAAUAUACUUUUCCCUUGAUUCUUCAAGUGUUUAUUUUUUUUAUUAAAGAAAUGUAUUCCACUGAAACUGUUGUAACACUUAAUUGUAAAAGUCUCUCACUGUAACAAUCAAAAAACAAAACAGAUCAUCAAAUAAAAUUUGUAUUGCUCAUUUGUACCUUAA
Messenger RNA from Schistocerca gregaria, 6120 nucleotides. It is a transcript of the gene Cirl, whose product is annotated as latrophilin Cirl. The transcript has 17 exons. Gene Ontology annotation, biological process: cell surface receptor signaling pathway; adenylate cyclase-activating G protein-coupled receptor signaling pathway. The coding region runs from base 607 to 3591 and encodes 994 amino acids. NCBI's taxonomy places the organism in Eukaryota, Metazoa, Arthropoda, Insecta, Orthoptera, Acrididae. Gene Ontology annotation, molecular function: carbohydrate binding; G protein-coupled receptor activity. Gene Ontology annotation, cellular component: membrane. The record is from RefSeq and is a predicted model, not a curated record.